UCAUUAAAUAUUAUUAUUGUACUUAUAUUCACAGUUGAAAAUCUCUUCAAUCGAAUUGCUAUAAAAAUCAUGAUAGACAGAUAACAUACUAUAAUAGUAUAAAGUCGACAGGAAAAUAAUUCUAAAUAUCGGUGUACAAGAACCACGCCUGUAUUCCUAACCGGAUUUUAAAAAAAUUGGUCGGCUUGGGUUUAGAUACUAAAAGCCACUUACUUCUAUGUAAGACUAUCUAUUUGGAAAACAUUAUACAAAUGACAAAUUAAAAAGAGUAAAGCAUAGAGAAUCCCUUACUUCGCUUCUUUGCCAAGCAAAACCACAAACACCUCUCAAUUUCAUUCAUCUUCCUCCUUCUCCUCACCAAAAUGUCAAAUUCAACCAAAAUGUCAAAUUCGACUCACCGGAGAAGAGUUCCGACUCCGGUGGGAAACGGAGGCCGGAGCCUCAGGAUGAGACGGACGGCUUCCCGAUGCGUUUCUGAUAAGAACCGUUCAAAAUCGACUAAUCAGGUCUUUGAGCGAAGCUUCUCCGACACGAGUCUCGAUUUCCGCCGCGACGGAGACGGUAGUUGCAUGCGGCGAUCCUCGCCGUUGAGUGGCUUACCGACGGAAGAAUCUGGUCCGAUCUUCUACUUGCCAAGGAUUCGCUCUGAGGUUAUGGCUUCUUCUCCGUCGUUGUUGCGCUUUUCUUCGCCAUCGUCUCCAUUUCCGACCAAUCAAGAGGAAAAUAAAAGAGAAGCAACAAAAGUUGUAAUCAACGUAGCAGUUGAAGGAAGCCCUGGACCUGUAAGAACUAUGGUUAAGUUGAGUUGCAACGUUGAAGAAACGAUCAAACUCGUCGUUGAGAAAUAUUGUGAAGAAGGACGAACACCGAAACUCGACAAAGGUGCUGCCUAUGAGUUGCAUCAAUCUCAUUUCAGCAUCCAAUGUUUGGAAAAAGGAGAAAUAAUCGGAGAAAUAGGAAGUAGAAACUUCUACCUUAGAAAGGGAACUCAUGAAACCGGAGUUUCUUUCGCCGGAAUAGCUCCGAUGAGAAUGAGCUUUAUUCCGUCGUCUAAUAUGAUCGAAUCGUGUAUCGCUCAGUUUAUUGGGAAAAUCUUGAGGAGAACGAGAAAGUUAUGGAACAUAUUGGUAUGUACGCAAUGAGAUUUAAGUUCCAAAGUACGUGCACUUUUGAGCAUGGCACAAAAUAUUCUAUAGAUUGAUAUACUAAUGCAUAUACUUGUAAGUUGUAACCGGUAUGGUU
Molecule: messenger RNA, 1242 nt
Organism: Brassica rapa (field mustard)
Lineage: Eukaryota; Viridiplantae; Streptophyta; Magnoliopsida; Brassicales; Brassicaceae
Source: RefSeq, a predicted model, not a curated record